Molecule: messenger RNA, 1814 nt
Organism: Cutaneotrichosporon oleaginosum
Lineage: Eukaryota; Fungi; Basidiomycota; Tremellomycetes; Trichosporonales; Trichosporonaceae
Biological process (GO): branched-chain amino acid catabolic process
Molecular function (GO): oxidoreductase activity, acting on the aldehyde or oxo group of donors, disulfide as acceptor
Source: RefSeq, a predicted model, not a curated record
UGUAUCCAGCUCGUCCAGCAAGCAAGCAAGGCAGUACCCUCGCCAUCGCAGAGACCAGAUCAGAGCAGAUCAGAGCAGAUCACAUCUCUCCGUUGUCCAUCUCUCCUUCACCCACCAUGCUCUCUCGACGCGUCCAGCGCCUUCCUGUCGGGCUCCUCGGUCGGGCGACCCUCAUCACUGGGCCUCCCCCCGACGUGCCGGCCGUGCACCAGACCGCGACCAACACCCCGCUGCCCAACCCCACCCCCGUGCCAGCCUUCACGCCGCUGUUGGGGCCGCACGCGCGCGGGCGGCACUCAGCCGACGACCCCAGCCAGGACCGCGGGCCGGCGUAUGUGCCCGGUGGGCACGCGGCCGUCGCCAAGCGUAUCCAGAGCAUGUCGCCGCUGCGCCGUGGUGCACACGAGUCGUGGUGGACUGCCGACCAGGGCUUCUUCAACGCUGUCGCGAACACGAUCCCCACCUACCGUGUGCUGGACGAGGAGGGGCGGCCCGUCAAGGGCGCCAUCAUGCCGGAGAUCACCAAGGAGGAGGCGCUUAAGAUCUACCGCGCCAUGAUUCUCGUGCCCGUCGUCGACAACAUCCUGUACCAGUCGCAGCGGCAGGGCCGCAUCUCGUUCUACAUGCAGUGCGCGGGCGAGGAGGCAGCUGUCGUCGCUUCAGCUGCCGCGAUGCAUGAGAACGACGAAAUCUUCAUGCAGUACCGCGAGCAGGCGGCGCUCAUCUACCGCGGCUUCAGCCUGAACCGGAUGAUGGCGCAGUGCUUCGGCAACGUCGAGGACGACAGCACCAAGGGCCGCAUGAUGCCUGUGCACUACAGUGCGCCGGACCUCGGCUUCCACACCAUCACGUCGCCACUGGCGACGCAGCUUCCGCAGGCGGCCGGCGCCGCGUACGCCAUCAAGACGGACCCGGAGCGCGAGGGCGACUGCGUCAUCUGCUACUUUGGUGACGGCGCUGCAUCCGAGGGCGACUUCCACGCCGCGCUCAACAUCAACUCGACUCUCGGCGGGCCCAUCGUCUGGUUCUGCCGUAACAACGGCUUCGCUAUCUCCACGCCUGUUGUGGACCAGUACGCCGGUGACGGCAUUGCGUCGCGCGGUCCGGCGUACGGCCUCGACACGAUCCGCGUGGACGGCAACGACGCUCUUGCUGUCCUCUCGGCGGUGCGCGAGGCGCGCCGCCGCGCCGUCGAGGGCAAGAAGGGCGUUCUCGUCGAGGCGAUGACGUACCGUAUCGGACACCACUCGACGUCGGACGACUCGAGCAAGUACCGUCCCGCGGAGGAGGUGCAGGAGUGGAACGUGGUCGACAACCCGAUUGCGCGGAUGCGCGCGUGGCUCGUGUCGCAGGGCUGGUGGAGUGAGGCCGAGGAGAAGGCCGCGUUCACGGCAAACAAGAAGGAGGUGCUGCGCACAUUCUCGCGGGCAGAGAAGCUGCCCAAGCCCAAGCUGAGCGAAAUGUUCAACGACGUGUGGACGGUCAGCAAGGACGACCACAUCCCCGAGGUCAUUACGGAGCAGCGCGCAGAGCUUGGCGGCCUCCUGAAGAAGUACGGGGGCGUGUGGGAGCCGUGGCGCAAGGAGCUCAAGCGGUUCGUCGAGGAGGGCGAGGAUGUCAUGGACUGCAGCUCGACAAAGUCCACCUAGGUUUCAUGCAUGUUGUACGAGUCUGACAGCACGUGAAGACGAGGUGACUCGUUGCAGAAGAACGAGGAGAUUUCAGCAGAUUUCAGAUGCGCAACCUGGGCGGAAUGAGGGACCGGCCGGAGCUGGGCUGCGCGAGGCCUAGGAUGCGGGGUGCGGUAUGCAGGG